GUCUCUCUCUCGGUGGGAAGAGAAAAUUCAGAUUUUGCAAACAAUUUAGGGUUUAAGAAAGAUAAAUCUUCUUCAGUGAGUUUCGAGCUCCGUCCUACGAAGAAAACUUGCAACUUCAGCAGCCAUGGCGAGCACCAAAGUUCAGAGAAUUAUGACCCAACCUAUUAAUCUGAUCUUCAGGUUUCUCCAAAGUAAAGCUCGGAUUCAGAUUUGGCUUUUUGAGCAGAAAGAUUUGAGGAUUGAGGGACGUAUUACUGGUUUUGAUGAGUACAUGAAUUUGGUGCUGGAUGAAGCUGAGGAAGUAAGCAUCAAGAAGAAGACCAGAAAACCACUUGGAAGGAUUUUGCUUAAAGGAGACAACAUAACUCUGAUGAUGAACGCGGGCAAGUGAUGUCUGUUGCAACGGAGGAAUGAUCUAACUAUCAGAUGGUUUAAGAGUUCUUGUUUCCACUCUUGUUUCCUUCGGGAAAGGUUGAAAUUUUUUACUGCUUACUUGCUGUCAAAUUGAAAAAAAAAUCACUUGCAAAACCUUUUAUGAGAAAAACAUAUUUCUUCAGAAAAACCUUAUAUGAGUGUAACAGUCCAAAAUCUGAGAUU
Capsella rubella is the source of this 597-nucleotide messenger RNA. Its product is annotated as small nuclear ribonucleoprotein E. Gene Ontology annotation, biological process: mRNA splicing, via spliceosome; spliceosomal snRNP assembly. Bases 125 to 391 code for a protein of 88 amino acids. The transcript is spliced from 6 exons. Gene Ontology annotation, molecular function: RNA binding. Gene Ontology annotation, cellular component: U2 snRNP; U4/U6 x U5 tri-snRNP complex; U5 snRNP. The record is from RefSeq and is a predicted model, not a curated record. NCBI's taxonomy places the organism in Eukaryota, Viridiplantae, Streptophyta, Magnoliopsida, Brassicales, Brassicaceae.